Molecule: messenger RNA, 2821 nt
Organism: Pieris rapae (cabbage white)
Lineage: Eukaryota; Metazoa; Arthropoda; Insecta; Lepidoptera; Pieridae
Product: monocarboxylate transporter 12
Exons: 8
Coding region: 282-1625 (447 amino acids)
Biological process (GO): transmembrane transport; monocarboxylic acid transport
Molecular function (GO): monocarboxylic acid transmembrane transporter activity
Source: RefSeq, a predicted model, not a curated record
UUGUGAAAAAUAAAUUCAUGUACAUGAUGUAAUUAAUCUUUCUGUAACGUGGAAUGAAAUAAUUAUAUCACAUACAUUUCAACCGACUCAAAAGCGACGUGUAGUAGCUAGUCAUGUACGACUGACACGAAAAGAACGCCUGUAGUACAACGAAUAGAUAACAUCGUCACGUACGGACAAAGAACGUUUAUCGUAAUCACAAUACUCGAGUAUAAUGUUACUCAGCCAUUUGGUUUAGUUAUCUGGGAGCGACCAUACCAACGUAGUCGUUUCAUAACACGAUGGAAUCUAAAAAUACGCGCGUUGAAAACAAACAUAUGUCUGACAAAGACACGUGGGGCUAUGUUGUUUGUUUUGGUACAAUAAUUACAUUCAUUGCUGGACUAGGCCACAUUAACUCAUUCGGUCUUAUUUUCAAAGAUUUUAUUGAAGAAACAAAUUCUUCAGCCAAAUCUUUAACAACUGCUCAUGGAGUGUUUGCUAUAAUGCUUGCAAUUGGAGGUUUACUUUUAAAUGUCCUGUAUAAAAAAUACCCAAUGAGAUACGGUGGAUUUAUUGGUGCCAUCUUAUUCAUAGUCGGCGCUUCUUCCACAAUAUUCAUAAAAGAUUCAAAACAAUUAUCAUUAACCUUUGGUGUACUUCAAGGGAUUGGAUUUGGCAUGAUGGUAUCAGUGUGUUAUUCUACUUUGAACUACUAUUUUGUUACAAAAAGGACAACUGUAAUGAGUUCGAUAAAGGCUUUGCAGGGAGUUAUUAUAAUGUGGUAUCCCCAACUGUUAAAGAUAAUAAUAUAUGCUUAUGGAUUUAGAGGAACUUUACUGAUAAUAGCAGGAGUAUCAUUACAUAUGAUUCCAGGAAUGCUAACUAUGGUAACCGAAACGGAGAGCUCAAAGAACAAAAAGCUAGCAAAGAAUACAGAUUUAGAAAUAUCUAACAAAGUUGAAACUGAAGAUUUAUUAGUGAAAAGCGAUAAAGACGCAAUGGAGACGAUGAAUAAAUUCAACCAAGUAAUUUGUGAAAUAUUAAAUGUCUUAAACGUAAAAGUUUUAAAGGAUCUCGUUUACUGUAACAUUUGUUUGGGGCAAAGUUUCGUUAACUUUUCCGAUCUGACUUUCUUUAUAUUUCAACCGAUGCUCUUGUUUCAAUAUGGUUUUGAUAAGGGCGAUGUAGCAACAUGCAUUUCAAUAGGAGCAGGUGCUGACGUCACGGCAAGAUUUGCAUUAGCCCUAUUUAGUGGUAUAUAUCCAGUCAACACAAGGAGCUUGUACUACGUGGCGACAGUAUUCACUUUCGUUGCUAGAAUUGUUGUAUUGCAAGUUACACAGUUUGUAUGGGUCGCAAUUAUCACUGGCAUUCUUGGAGUAUUAAGAGCAUUUCUGCACGUUUCCAGCCCUCUUGUAAUUUCGAACCAUGUCUCAAGACAGGACUUUCCUGGAGCCUACGCAUUGUUUAUGCUCACAGCUGGUACUAUUAAUCUACUUUUAUCACCAUUUGUAGGAGCCCUGAAGGACUACUAUAAUAGCUACAUCCCGUCGUUUAUCGCUUUAUGUUUAUGUUGUAUACCAUGUCUAAUACUUUGGCCCUUAGAAUACAUAUUUCUAAAGAACAUAGUCAAUGAAGAUUGAUUUAAAUUCAUACAUACUUUCAUUAGUGCAAGUCGGUAUAAGAAUGGUUAUUAUAAUACAUCCAACACCAAUAAAAUAUACUGAGAAGCUCUUGCUAUGUAAAUACGGUUGAUAUACAUUGCGCAAAACUUUCAAUCUUCGUGACUGUUUUUCGUGAAGUUUGUGACUAUCAUUCGUACUCAGAGUCAUCAUUUAAAUUAUAUUCAAGACUGAUAAACAUUAUACAGUAAAAUUUAAGACAUUAAGAACUAAAGAAAGCAUAUAAUAGUUCGCAAAUCCAACCUAAGCUAAACCUAAACGUUUUGUUUUGGGAGUGUAUUUGCUUGUUCGCCUUUAUAUUAUACUAUAUGCAUUUUAACUGUGUGAUCACAAAUAGCUUUAAGGAAAUGUCAAAAGAUACAGACAGUGUCGAAGGCUUUUCUGAUAUGUAGAAUACACCUUGGCAUUUUUUUCCUUUAUCUAAAUUUGCUUUUAUUAAAGACGUUCUUUGAGAUAUGGCAUCUUCCGUAGAUAUUUUCCCCCGGAGCCCUGUCUGACUUACUAAGGCUUUUAAUUAUAAGGUCAACCUCCAGAGAGUCAGUACAAAAAAGAUAAGAAGGAGCUUAACGGACUUUGUUGAGGUUCCUCCAGUAGUCGGCCGAGAUUUGUGAAUUAUAAUUAGGUAUAUGUACAUACUCUGUGGUCGUAGCUAUAAUAUUUAAUAGUUAAUACAUCACAUUAGUUACGUUUGAUAUUUAUAUAUUAGGGGCGCAAACCAAAUGUAAUGCAAAUCAUCACACACUUGACGCCAUUAUGAGCCCUGUAGAUUUCCCACAGUCAUAAAUUGUACUAAAACGUUGUCGUUUUCGAUAAUGGCCACUAAUGGCCACACAAUACGUCGGCUACACUUCUUUAUUUCGUUCCUUAUAGAUAAUAGAAGUGUCUCCUAGUUUUAAGGACCCCAAAAUAAGUCAAGUUAGUUUUUUGUUAGUUUAUAUGUAUAACAAAGAGUUUCAUGUUUACAUCCCACUUACAACCGCCACAUAGGAUAUGGAAAAAUAUUAAAUUGUUAAUAUUUUUCCAUAACCCUUCUGGGCGAUUAACUGAAUUAUCCAAUUGUGAUCUUUCAUGUAUUUAUUUUUAUUUUUGUAUAAAGCUGUAAAAAACUUUUUAUAAGUAAUAGACUAUUAAACCUGAAUAAAUGCUUCCGAGUACAA